Mycena indigotica is the source of this 1500-nucleotide messenger RNA. RefSeq names its product Peroxidase 2. Lineage: Eukaryota; Fungi; Basidiomycota; Agaricomycetes; Agaricales; Mycenaceae. The record is from RefSeq and is a predicted model, not a curated record. The transcript is spliced from 10 exons. Gene Ontology annotation, cellular component: cytosol. Gene Ontology annotation, molecular function: heme binding; peroxidase activity. Bases 1 to 1500 code for a protein of 499 amino acids.
AUGAAGUUCUCUCUCCUUUCUCCCCUAAUCUGUGUGGCUGUCGUGUCUGCGGCGACCACCUCUCUUCACCGUAGAAAAUCAUCCAUACUAAUCGACCCUGACGCACAGCCCAGUCUUCCCACCGUCAAGCAAGCCAAAGUGGCUGCCAGCGCAGUAGGGCUCAAUCUGACUAAUAUCCAAGGCGACAUCUUGAUCGGAAUGAAAAAGAAGAAGGAGCUAUUCUUUUUCUUUGGAAUUGCCGACGCGACGGCGUUCAAAUCGAACCUUAAGACCCACAUUCUUCCCCUCGUUACAAAUACGCCUGAAUUGCUCUCCGUGUCCACCCAGCCAGUCACUGCACUCAACAUCGCAUUUUCGAAGAAGGGUCUGGACGCGUUGGGUGUCACAGAUGGUUUGGGUGACACACCCUUCGCAAACGGGCAAUUGGCUAGUGCUAGUGCUCUGGGUGACCCUGGAACCACGAAUUGGGUACCUCAAUUUACGAGUACUGGUAUCCACGGCGUCAUUCUGCUCGCGAGUGACACCCUCGACAACAUCAAUGACUCGCUCACGACCCUGAAAUCGAACCUUGGCUCGUCCAUUACCGAGAUCUAUUCGUUGCAAGGUGCGGCUAGGCCAGGUGCGGAGGAGGGUCAUGAACAUUUCGGUUAUCUCGAUGGCAUCUCGAAUCCUGCUGUUCAAGGUUUCCAAUCGCCGCUUCCCGGUCAAGCUGUUGUUCAGCCUGGGGAGAUUCUGGUUGGCGAGGCCGGUGAUCCAUCCCUGAAAUCUCGUCCUUCGUGGGCACAGGAUGGCUCCUUCCUCGUGUUCCGUCAACUCAAACAGCUCGUCCCUGAAUUCAACAAGUACUUGCUUGAUAACAGUAUCCAAGCUCCUAGCUUGCAAUUGACGGUCCAACAAGGUGCCGACUUAUUGGGUGCGCGAAUGGUUGGACGCUGGAAGAGCGGUGCCCCCACAUAUCUCGCUCCAUUGGCGGAUGAUCCGCAGCUCGGCUCAGACCCUUCGCGGAAUAAUGAUUUCACCUUUGCACCGACUGGACAGAAUACUUCCAGCCUUACAGAUCAGACUCUCUGUCCCUUCAGCUCGCACAUUAGGAAGACCAGGCCGAGAGCCGAUCUUGGUUUGCCUGAAAAUAAGAGCAACACCCACCAUGUCGUCCGAGGAGGCAUUCCUUAUGGGCCCGAACAAUCCGACGACGAAAUUUCCUCUGAAACCACUCAAACCGAACGUGGACUUGCUUUUGUCUGUUAUCAGUCCAGUAUCGCGGCCGGCUUCCAGUUCCUCCAGAGAACCUGGGCAAAUAAUCCCAACUUCGUCCAUGGAAGCACCGGAUUCGACCCCAUCAUUGGUGCUUCCGCGGGUGCCUCUCGCGCAGUCAAUGGACUGGACCCCACGUCUUCGGCCAGCAGUCUGACCAUGACGACGGACUUCGUUGUGUCUCGCGGUGGCGAGUACUUCUUCUCUCCUUCGAUUUCUGCGCUCGCUACAGUAUUAUCAACGUAA